Molecule: messenger RNA, 3436 nt
Organism: Carassius carassius (crucian carp)
Lineage: Eukaryota; Metazoa; Chordata; Actinopteri; Cypriniformes; Cyprinidae
Product: zinc finger MIZ domain-containing protein 1-like
Exons: 23
Coding region: 404-3319 (971 amino acids)
Biological process (GO): protein sumoylation; regulation of transcription by RNA polymerase II
Molecular function (GO): SUMO ligase activity; zinc ion binding
Source: RefSeq, a predicted model, not a curated record
ACGGAAAGAGCUGGAUGUAAUGUGACACUGGAGCUGAGAGAUCAUGAGAGAACACCGCACACUUCAGCAGCACCGCGGAUAAUAUCACUCCUCCUCCGGCGGGAUUUAACCGGUAAGAGCCUCCUCAGCUGCUUCGGGACGGUUCUCUUCUGGGUUGUGGAUAAUGAAAGAGUUCGUCUCCAUCCUGCGGGAUUCAAGCGGGAUCGCGAUGCGCUGCAGUUCGGAUCAUUAAUCCAUGUUUGGAUGAUUCAGAAGAUUCAUUCUGCUUGCUUCGGCUCAGAUGAGCAUCUGAUGGAUUCGUAGCAUCUUCCUGUUCGGUCGUGUGGACGCAGAUCAUGCACCGGUGAAAACGGUGCAUCUGUGUUGGAUGGCCGGGCGGUAGGGUCAGAGACGGUCAGGCAGGAUGAAUUCUCUCCCGUCGAUGGACAGACACAUCCAGCAAACCAACGACCGCCUCCACUGCAUAAAACAGCACCUGCAAAAUCCAGCAAACUUCCGGACGGCGGCGACGGAGCUGUUGGACUGGUGCGGAGAUCCACGAGCGUUUCAGCGGCCCUUUGAGCAAAGCCUGAUGGGAUGCCUAACGGUGGUGAGUCGUGUCGCCGGUCAGCAGGGUUUCGAUAUGGAUCUGGGCUAUCGGCUGCUGGCCGUUUGUUCUGCACACAGGGACAAAUUCACCCCCAAAUCAGCAGCGUUGCUGUCCUCGUGGUGUGAGGAUCUGGGUCGACUUCUGCUGCUGCGUCAUCAGAAAAGCAGACAAGCCGAUCCAUCAUUGGGCAAGAACCCACUGCAGGACAACAUCAACAACAUGAAACCAGCUCUGUCACAUGGUGAUGCAUCGUUUCAAUAUGACUCCGUCUCCUGGCAACAAAACACCAAUCAGCCGCCGGGCUCUGUUUCCGUGGUGACCACCGUAUGGGGUGUGACCAAUACAUCACAGAGUCAGGUGUUGGGGAACCCCAUAGUGAACCCAAACAGCCAUAUGAACCCUAUGACAGGAGGUAAUGGAGGUAUGAACCCGGGACAGUUUACUGGACACCAGCAGUAUUCCUCCAAGACCAGUCCAAACCAGGCCUACAUGCAGCCGGGGAUGUGCGGGAGAUCCAGUUACCCAGGAGGAGGAGGAGGAUUUGGAAACAGUUAUGGGGGCGGUCCUAACCACGCUGGUGGGAUGGGCCUGCCUUCGCAGACACGCCCCCCUUCUGACUUCAGCCAACCAGCGGCCGCCGCUGCCGCUGCUGCUGUGGCUGCUGCCGCUGCUACGGCGACCGCUACAGCCACGGCAACGGUUGCCGCGCUACAGGAGACACAACACAAGGACAUGAACCAAUACGGCGCGAUGUGUUCCUCCUUUCAAAUGGGACCAAACCAGGCUUACAGCACUCAGUUUGUGAAUCAGCCCGGCCCCCAGGGGCCCCCUGCCCACCCUGGGGUCAUGACCAUAGGGCAGCCUCGGGGUCAGACGGGGUCAUACGGGGGUCAGAGGACAGUGCAUGGGGUGAAGAGACCAUAUCCUGGAGAGGUGAGCUACGGGUCGCAGUAUGGUCCAAACAGUCUGUUUUCCUCUCAGCAGGGUCAGUAUCCGAACCCUGCCCCCAGCAGAGGCCUCUCCUCACCUCAGAGACAGUACCAGACACCCGUUUACAAGGAGCCCAGCAGUCACUUCAGCGUGGGAAACUUUCAUUACACUGCACCUCCUCGGCCGAUGGGCAAUUACCCUCACUCUCCGUUACCGUGUGACCCCACGCCCCCCGUGACCCCAGGAAGUAGUAUGCCACCAUAUCUGUCACCACACCAGGACAUGAAGCCCCCGUUUCCUCCUGAUAUCAAGCCCAACAUUAAUGCACUGCCGCCUGCUUCAGCUAACCCUAACGAGGAGCUCCGGCUGAUGUUCCCGGUUCGGGACGGUGUGGUUCUGCAGCCGUUCAGACUGGAGCACAACCUGGCCGUCAGUAAUCACAUCUUCCACCUGCAGCCCACCGUCCACCAGACGCUCAUGUGGAGGUCUGAUCUGGAGCUUCAGUUCAAGUGUUAUCAUCAUGAAGACAGACAGACGUACACAAACUGGCCGGCGUCUGUGCAGGUCAGCGUCAAUGCCACACCGCUCACCAUUGAGCGCGGCGACAACAAGACUUCCCACAAACCCCUGCACCUGAAGCACGUGUGUCAGCCGGGCCGAAACACCAUCCAGAUCACAGCGACGGCCUGCUGCUGUUCGCACCUGUUCGUCCUGCAGCUGGUUCACCGGCCGUCGGUUCGAUCCGUGCUGCAGGGUUUACUGAAGAAGAGACUCCUCACCGCAGAACACUGCGUCGCUAAAGUGAAGAGGAGCUUCAGCAGCGUGGCUGUGUCUGUCGGUGAUGAUGGCGUGGAGCAGACGGCCAUCAGAAUCUCUCUAAAGUGUCCAAUCACAUUCAGACGCAUUCAGCUGCCGGCGAGAGGCCAUGACUGCAAACACGUGCAGUGCUUUGACCUGGAGUCCUAUCUAGAGCUGAACUGUGAGCGGGGCACAUGGAGAUGUCCGGUGUGCAAUAAACCGGCUCUGUUAGAAGGUCUAGAGGUGGAUCAGUACACGUGGGGGAUUUUAAACGCUCUCCAGAACUCAGAGUUUGAGGAGGUCACGAUAGACCCCUCGUGCAGCUGGAGGCCGGUGCAGAUCAAAUCUGAGGAAGAUCCGGACGGGUUGAUGUCCAAGCGCUUCAAACCCACGAGUCCCAGUCAGAUGGUGCUGCCCAACGUGAUGGACAUGAUCUCUCAGCUCGGCCCGAGAGCGUCUCUGUACCCCAACCAGAGCCUCCAGCAGCAGAACAGCAGCACUAACCAAUACAGCAGUCCACGCAACAGUUUCCAGGGCCACAGUAAGUUUGGUGACUAUCCCCAUGGCAACGCAGCAGCAUCAUCAUUAUCAGUGAGUGAGUUCGUUCAGGGGGUGCACCUGUCUCAACCCCCCGCUGACCUUUCGACCUCUGAGAGCCUGACGCACACCCUACAGGACAGUACGCCUCGCCCCCUCAACACAGAUCAAUCCCACAAUCCCCUGCAGCACAGUAUGCAGCUGUUACAUCACAGUGCCCCGCCCCCUGCCUGCAGACCACCGCUCAGCCAGCAGAGCUCCGCCCCCAGCAGCCACAUGCACCCUGACAUGACCUUUAACCCCGCGUCCAACCCGGAGGGUCAGAGCAGCGCAGACAUACGUGAGGCCUCCUUAGAUCUGCUGCCAGAGCUGAUGAAUCCGGACGAUCUUCUGUCGUACCUGGAUCCUCCAGAGCUUCCCAGCAGCAGCAGCGACGACCUGCUGUCUCUCUUUGAGAAUAACUGAGACCUCAAACCCUCCAUAUGCACUUACCGUCACUUCCUCUUCCUGUACAGACUACAGAUUUCAAAACCAGCAUGGACAGACACGACAAUAACCAAUAUUCCUGUUUCCAGAUACCUU